Messenger RNA from Equus quagga, 690 nucleotides. It is a transcript of the gene CLDN25, whose product is annotated as claudin 25. Gene Ontology annotation, molecular function: structural molecule activity. The record is from RefSeq and is a predicted model, not a curated record. The transcript has a single exon. The coding region runs from base 1 to 690 and encodes 229 amino acids. Gene Ontology annotation, biological process: bicellular tight junction assembly; cell adhesion. Gene Ontology annotation, cellular component: plasma membrane; bicellular tight junction. Lineage: Eukaryota; Metazoa; Chordata; Mammalia; Perissodactyla; Equidae.
AUGGCCUGGAGUUUCCGUGGAACAGUCCAGCUGGCGGGACUGCUCCUCUCUCUCCUUGGCUGGGUCUGCUCAUGUGUGACCACUGCCCUGCCCCAAUGGAAGACUCUCAAUUUGGAACUGAACGAAAUGGAGACCUGGAUCAUGGGGCUUUGGGAAGUCUGCGUGAAUCAGGAGGAAGUUGCCACUGUGUGCAAGGCCUUUGAGUCCUUCUUGUCCCUGCCCCAGGAGCUCCAGGUAUCCCGUGUCCUCAUGGUAGCCUCCCAUGGGCUGGGACUAUUGGGGCUUCUGCUUUCUGUCUUUGGGUCUGAAUGCUUCCAGUUUCACAGGAUCAGCCACGUAUUUAAGAGGAGGCUUUGCCUUCUGGGAGGGACUUUGGAGGCAUCAGCUUCAGCCACUACCCUCUUUCCAGUCUCCUGGGUGGCCUAUGCCACAAUCCAAGACUUCUGGGAUGACAGCGUCCCUGAGAUUGUGCCUCGGUGGGAGUUUGGAGAUGCCCUCUUCCUGGGCUGGGCUGCUGGUAUUUUCCUGGCCCUUGGUGGGUUACUGCUCAUCUUCUCAUCUUGCCUGGGAAAAGAAGAUGUGCCCUCUCCCCGGAUGACUGGUCCUACAGCCCCACCAUCCUAUGCUCCAGCAGAGGAGUUCGAUGGCUCCUUCUAUCUAACACCAAGACCUAAGAACCUGUUCAUCUAG